Messenger RNA from Lathyrus sativus (Indian pea), 891 nucleotides. NCBI's taxonomy places the organism in Eukaryota, Viridiplantae, Streptophyta, Magnoliopsida, Fabales, Fabaceae. The record is from the annotation of a GenBank genome assembly.
AUGUUGACUGGUAUUAAAGAGAAUGCAAAGUUUCAAAAGAAUAAAAAUGGAGAGCACAUCGAACCAACAUCGGGUCUUAAACAUCUUGUUGACGGAGUGAAGAAACACCACAAUGUCAAAAAUGUUUAUGUAUGGCAUGCACUAGCUGGUUAUUGGGGUGGAGUGAAGCCAGCAACAACUGGCAUGGAACAUUACGACACGACUUUGGCAAACCCGGUGCAAUCGCCCGGAGUAUUGGGAAACCAACCAGACAUUGUCAUGGACAGCUUGUCUGUACAUGGCCUUGGUCUAGUACAUCCAAAGAAGGUUUUCAACUUCUACGAUGAGCUCCAUGCUUAUUUAGCUUCAUGUGGAGUAGAUGGAGUGAAGGUGGACGUGAAAAACAUUAUUGAAACCCUUGGCGCAGGACAUGGUGGCCGAGUCUCACUUACCCGCAACUAUCAUCAUGCACUCGAGGCUUCCAUUGCUCAUAACUUUUCCGACAAUGGAUGCAUAGUGUGUAUAUGUCAUAACACUGAUGGAUUUUAUAGUGCUAAGCAAACUGCUGUUGUGAGAGCCUCUGAUGAUUUUUACCCACGUGAUCAUGCUUCCCACACAAUCCAUAUUUCUUCUAUUGCAUACAAUUCACUUUUCCUUAGAGAGUUUAUGCAACCUGAUUGGGACAUGUUCCAUAGUUUACAUCCAACAACUGAGUAUCAUGCUGCAGCUCGUGCAAUCAGUGGAUGUCUAAUUUAUGUUAGUGAUAAGACAGGAAACCAUAAUUUUGAUCUUCUUAAGAAAUUGGUACUUUCUGACGAUUCAGUUCUCCGUGCUCAGCUGCCUGGCAGGCCUACACGUGACUCUCUAUUUGUUGAUCUGGCAAGAUAUAGGACUAGUCUGCUCAAAAUAUAG